UAUUUAAUGCCUGCCCUUUAUUUGAGGAGAACACUAUUGAAGGCACCUGUGCAAGACAAUGAAAUUCUUCAGUUACAUUUUAGUUUAUCGCCGGUUUCUCCUCGUAGUUUUCACUCUGCUGAUUUUAUUACCACUGCCACUCAUCCUCCGCUCAAAGGAAGCAGAAUGUGCCUACAUCCUCUUUGUCGUCGCCAUAUUCUGGCUGACAGAAGCUUUGCCUUUGUCGGUAACAGCAUUGCUGCCUGGCUUAAUGUUCCCGAUGUUUGGGAUCAUGCCUUCCAAAGAAGUGGCAUCUGCUUAUUUCAAAGAUUUUCACCUACUGCUGAUUGGAGUCAUCAGUUUAGCAACAUCCAUAGAAAAAUGGAACCUGCACAAAAGGAUCGCUCUGAGAAUGGUGAUGAUGGUGGGUGUGAACCCGGCAUGGCUGUCCUUGGGGUUCAUGAGCAGUACCGCCUUCCUGUCGAUGUGGCUUAGCAACACCUCUACUGCAGCCAUGGUGAUGCCCAUCGUGGAGGCUGUGGCCCAGCAGGUCAUCAGUGCGGAAGCAGAGGUGGAGGCUACUCAGAUGACCUAUUUCAGUGGAUCUACCAACCAGGCACUGGAAAUAGAUGAAAGUAUUAACGGACAAGAAGCAAAUGAGAGAAAAGAGAAAACAAAACCAGUUCCAGGAUACAGUAAUGAUGCAGGGAAAAUUUCAAGCAAGAUGGAGCGGGAAAAGAAUUCAGGCACAAAUUCUGGAAACAAAUAUCGAACAAAGAAGGAUCACAUGAUGUGUAAACUUAUGUGCUUGUGCAUUGCUUAUUCUUCUACCAUUGGUGGACUGACAACAAUCACUGGUACCUCCACCAACUUGAUCUUCGCUGAGCAUUUCAAUACGCGCUAUCCUGACUGCGAUUGCAUCAACUUUGGAUCAUGGUUUAUAAUGUCCUUCCCGGCUGCCAUUAUUAUUCUCCUCUUGUCUUGGAUCUGGCUUCAGUGGCUUUUCCUAGGAUUCAAGCAUUUCCGCAACCAGGGAUGGAACCCACACCCCCUUCAGUGGACGUGCGGAAUCUUAACCACUGGACCUCCAGGGAAGUCACUCAACUUUAUAAGCCAAACACUUCUGUGGAGUCGUGUUCCAUACCCGUGCCCACAUUUCCCAAGCUUCAUCAUCUUUAAGGAGAUGUUCCAAUGUGGCAAACCCCCAACAGCCAAACAAAAAGCCUGUGCUGCAUUUAUUAAACAAGAAUAUCAAAAACUUGGGCCAAUAAGAUAUCAAGAAAUUGUGACCUUAGUCCUCUUCAUUGUAAUGGCCCUGCUAUGGUUCAGCCGAGAUCCUGGAUUUGUCUCUGGUUGGUCUGCGCUUUUUUCAGAGUAUCCCGGUUUUGCUACAGAUUCAACUGUUGCUUUACUUAUAGGACUCCUGUUCUUUCUUAUCCCAGCUAAGAGAUUGACCAAAACUACACCUACGGGAGAAACUGUUGCUUUUGAUUACUCUCCACUGAUUACUUGGAAAGAAUUCCAGUCAUUCAUGCCCUGGGAUAUAGCCAUUCUUGUUGGUGGAGGGUUUGCCUUGGCAGAUGGCUGUGAGGAGUCAGGACUAUCUAAGUGGAUAGGAAAUAAAUUAUCUCCUCUAGGUUCAUUACCAGUCUGGCUAAUAAUUCUGAUAUCUUCUCUGCUCGUCACGUCUUUAACAGAGGUAGCCAGCAAUCCAGCUACCAUUACCCUCCUUCUUCCAAUACUAUCUCCAUUGGCUGAAGCCAUUCACAUCAACCCUCUUUAUAUUUUGUUACCGUCUACUCUGUGUACCUCAUUUGCAUUCCUCCUACCAGUAGCAAACCCACCCAAUGCUAUUGUUUUUUCAUAUGGCCAUCUAAAAGUUAUGGACAUGGUUAAAGCUGGACUUGGCGUUAAUAUUGUGGGUGUCGCUGUUGUGAUGCUUGGCAUGUUUACCUGGAUUGUACCUAUGUUUGACCUCUACACUUACCCUUCCUGGGCUCCUCCACUUAGUAAUGAGACAACGCCAUGACAAGCAUGACUAUUCUGUGAUCCCAUCAUAUGUGCUGUGAGUUUCACAAACAUGCUGAGAUAAAUACUACAUACUCAGCUCUCCUUCCUUCCUGGACACAUGGGAAACUAAACUUCCUAGGAGUUCUUGCAGUUAGGGGCAUCAGAUUACUAGUCUUGACCAAAGAGAUGUGCAUAGAAAGGACUGUGUCAUGUGCAGGAUGAAGGAGUGAAAACCUCUCUGUGCAAUUCUCCAGUCUCCCUCUUCCUCUUCUGCAACAAACUCUGAAACCUCAUGUUGAAAUGUCAAUGCCCCUCAUACCAGAGAUUUGUUGUGACUUUGUGGAGCAGAGCCUGCCUCUGUCCAGCUUUGAACAUCUGACAUGGUAC
Molecule: messenger RNA, 2376 nt
Organism: Dama dama (fallow deer)
Lineage: Eukaryota; Metazoa; Chordata; Mammalia; Artiodactyla; Cervidae
Gene: SLC13A1
Product: solute carrier family 13 member 1
Exons: 18
Coding region: 59-2008 (649 amino acids)
Biological process (GO): monoatomic anion transmembrane transport
Cellular component (GO): membrane
Molecular function (GO): sodium:sulfate symporter activity
Source: RefSeq, a predicted model, not a curated record